AUGAAAAGAGACUACGACUACCUCUUCAAAAUCGUUAUCAUCGGAGACACUAAUGUGGGUAAAUCGUGUCUCCUCAUCAGAUUCGCGGACGACUGAUUCACCGAAAACUACAUUACGACCAUCGGAGUUGACUUUAGGUUCAGGACUCUUAAGGUGGAAGAAAAGAACGUUAAAUUGCAAAUCUGGGACACUGCAGGCCAGGAGAGAUACAGAACCAUCACCAACGCCUACUACAGAGGGUCAGACGCCAUCGUUCUGGUUGCCGACUGUAGCAACAAGCAAUCCUUCGACAACAUUCCGGACUGGCUCGAAGAAGUGUCAAAGUAUGCAGAAGACGACAUCAGGAAGGUUCUGCUGGUAAACAAGUCUGAAAUUGAUGAUGACUUGAAGCAGGUGACUGCCUCCGACAUUGAAAAGAUGGCCAAGCAGUACGACUUAGAAAUCUUGAGUGUGAGUGCAAAGUCAGGAAAGGGAGUUGACGAGUCGUUUGUCAAGGUCACCAAGUCGUUGAUGGAUAAAAGAGAUAAGGAGGAAGAAGGAGGAUUUAAGAAAGUGACUCCAAAAGGCAGAAGCAAAUUAUAUGCUAAAAAGAAAAAGACUACAACUAGCUGUUGUUAA
Molecule: messenger RNA, 618 nt
Organism: Moneuplotes crassus
Lineage: Eukaryota; Ciliophora; Spirotrichea; Euplotida; Euplotidae
Source: the annotation of a GenBank genome assembly